This is a messenger RNA of Drosophila simulans, 11695 nucleotides long. It is a transcript of the gene shakB, whose product is annotated as innexin shaking-B. Lineage: Eukaryota; Metazoa; Arthropoda; Insecta; Diptera; Drosophilidae. Gene Ontology annotation, cellular component: plasma membrane; gap junction. Gene Ontology annotation, molecular function: gap junction channel activity. The coding region runs from base 1658 to 3256 and encodes 532 amino acids. The transcript is spliced from 11 exons. The record is from RefSeq and is a predicted model, not a curated record.
AAGUUAUUAAAAAGCAAGAUCAACCAAAACAAAGCAAAACAAGCGUAUAAUUAAACAAAAAAAAAAAAAAACAGGGCUGCAAAUCUAAUGAACAAAAGUCAAAAAUAAACACGAGAAGACUCGAAAAUUAAGUGAACAAAAAUAAGAAAGCAGAUCAAAGUGCAAAAAGUGUGUGGUGGCUUCAUCGCGAAGAACAAAAACCCAUCUAAUACCGCAUAAUUCAUUUCUUUCAAAUACUCCGUUUAGUUCGCGUUUCAAUUCAAUUCAGUUUAAUAAAUUAAUAUGUUAAACCCAAAAGCCAGAAGAACGGCGACAUAAAUGGAUCAUCAAUCGUAGAGGCAGCCGAAAAGAAAUCAAGAUCGUCGAGUGUCUAUGAGGACAGCUGAAAGUAUUUUCUUUUUUUUUUUGGGGGGCGCGGCUCCAACUGCCCCACGCCGACGCACGCCUACAGGAGCAAGUGAGACGGCAGACAGAGCGACUAAGAGGGCGACAAAUGUGCAAGCGGCGGUGAGUGAGCGGAUUCGGAUUCGGUUUCCGGAUUCCGGGGGGCUGAGAAGGACGUAAAGGCGCUGAAGGACGCAGGAAGAAGGCCAUGGAUUGGUCCCGGUGGCAAAUGGCCAGAGAAAGAGCUGGCAACCCUGGACAAGUCAGGAACAACCCUGGGCGCAAGGAUUGCGAUCGCGAGACCCGAUUGGAGUGGUUGCCCAAUUGAUUCGUUGCGGCGUCACACCCGAAGCAAAGCGGCAACUGGCGACACGAGCAGCAGCAAAAGCAACAAGGCGACGAGCAAUUUGUACGAGCAUUUGUGGCAACAAAACGCUGGCACGCAGGCGAGCAGGAAAUAAGGCAAGCUGGAGAGCAGGAAAUCAGGCAAGCAGUAAGACAGGCAAGCGAAGUGAAAGCACGCAAGUGAAUUGGAGACAGAGCGAAGCAAAAACAAAAGCAUAGACGCAGCAGAAAAGCGCACAAGCCAAAGUAUCGAAAGCAGAAAGCAGCAGAAAAAGUACCAAGACGGAAAAGUAGUGUAAUAGUCAAAUCAGAUAAGAAAGUUAAAGUUAGUAAAGUUAGGUAAGGCAAAGAAGAUUUCGUAGGCUAACAAAUGCUGCAAAGCACUAGAAAAGCAAAAGCACGUAAGCACAUAGAGUAGAAAUAGAUAUUUUUAGAAGAAAGAAAGCGAACCAGCGGAUGAAAGCAGGAUCCAGAAGAAGAAGACUAGUCGGAAGAAGACAGCAAGAAAGCAGGAGACAGAAGAACUCGCAGACAAAGCAAGUUAGCAAGCAAGCACAUAUAACAAAAAGAAUAGCAGAAAAGCAAGAUAGCAAGCAGUAUACCGAGCAAGAUAGCCUUCUUCCAAAGCAUAAGUCAAAGAGUCAAGUAACCGAUAAGGAAGCGAACGCAAGCAGAUUAGCAGAAGAGCCAGUUAGCAAGAAAGCAAGUAAGCAAUACAGGGAGCAGGAGACGACGACUAAAUAGUUGCGUGACCAGCGCGCUUUGCACACUAAACAGCGUAAUUGGUCAUAAAGCGACUGCUGCGAAUGCCCCGCACCGCGGACUAACCGACCGUUUACGGCAAUUACGAACCGGAGCAGAGGAGGUGACAAGCAAUUAGGCGGGUGGUAGGCGGCGGAGGGGGGUCGGCCGGCCCCCCCAACCCCGGAUGUAUAAGCCGGACACGCUUACGCGCCGCGGCAGCCUGAGAUCCCUGCGCAGCGCCCCGCUCCUGAGCACCGUGCUCGAAAGCACGCUUUCACUGACCCGCAUUCACCCGAUCGCCUCCUUGGAGCUACCCGGCCUCGACUAUGCGGUCCACUCGCAGUCGGCCUUUGGCGCCUACGGGCUAGCCCACCCCCGGGAUCUAGCCACCUGCACCUCGUUGCGCAGCGGCCUUGCGGCGAUCACCGCGGCGUCCGCUUCCGCCGCCGGCGGCGUUUCCCAGUCGCAGAGCGCCCUCCUCGGGCGGUACGGCCCCAACGCCUCGAUUCGCCACGGAGAAAGAAAGAUUGUCCAGCCGAAACGGGUUCUAUCACGCAAACUAAAGCCACAUCUUGUUGCGGACACCGUAAAGCAGUAUAUAAGUCGGGCCCAACGCACAACCAAAAAGGGUUCUCAAGAGCAGCAAAAUAUGGAGUUUUUACGAGGCGUCUAUGCGUUUAUGCAAGUGAGUAGAUCAUCGGUGUCUCAUGUCAAAAUCGAUUCACCUGUUUUUCGCCUGCACACCAACGCAACGGUUAUAUUACUGAUCACAUUCUCGAUUGCUGUGACGACGCGGCAGUACGUAGGAAAUCCCAUAGACUGUGUACAUACAAGAGACAUUCCCGAAGAUGUUCUCAACACAUAUUGUUGGAUACACUCAACGUAUACAGUGGUCGAUGCGUUUAUGAAGAAGCAAGGUUCCGAGGUGCCUUUUCCCGGAGUUCACAAUUCACAGGGCCGCGGGCCUCUUACAAUAAAGCACACAAAAUAUUAUCAAUGGGUAGCGUUUACACUAUUUUUUCAGGCAAUCUUAUUUUAUACACCAAGAUGGCUGUGGAAAUCUUGGGAGGGUGGCAAGAUUCAUGCGCUCAUCAUGGACUUAGACAUAGGCAUUUGUUCCGAAGCCGAGAAAAAACAAAAAAAGAAAUUACUUUUAGAUUAUUUGUGGGAAAAUUUAAGAUAUCACAAUUGGUGGGCGUACAGAUAUUACGUGUGUGAGCUGCUCGCCCUUAUAAAUGUGAUAGGUCAAAUGUUUCUUAUGAAUCGAUUUUUCGAUGGCGAAUUUAUGACAUUUGGCCUGAAAGUGAUAGAUUAUAUGGAGACCGAUCAGGAAGAUCGCAUGGAUCCGAUGAUUUACAUAUUUCCCAGAAUGACCAAAUGUACAUUUUUUAAAUAUGGUUCAAGUGGGGAGGUGGAGAAACACGACGCCAUUUGCAUUUUACCAUUAAACGUUGUUAAUGAGAAGAUUUACAUUUUCCUUUGGUUUUGGUUUAUAUUAUUAACGUUUCUCACAUUAUUAACGCUAAUAUACAGGGUGGUUAUUAUAUUCUCUCCUCGAAUGAGGGUCUACUUAUUUCGUAUGCGAUUUAGGUUAGUGCGUCGUGACGCUAUUGAAAUAAUCGUUCGUCGUUCGAAGAUGGGCGAUUGGUUUUUGUUGUAUUUACUAGGUGAAAACAUAGAUACAGUUAUAUUUCGUGAUGUUGUACAGGACUUAGCGAAUCGUUUAGGACAUAACCAACACCACAGGGUGCCUGGCUUAAAAGGUGAAAUACAGGAUGCAUGAUAUUGGGAGUAUUAGAAACAAUACAAAAUGCAAUUUGUCGUCUCCAUUUAAAAACCAUCGAAUUCAACAACAAAAAUGUCGAAAGCAAGAACAAUAUUAUGAAAGGACAAUUACAACCACAAAGGAAUCUAGAGAUCUUCGCAGCAGCCGCUUCAUUAAAACUUACAACUCAACACACCGCUAAAAAAUCUUUAAAAAACGUAUCUCAAAAAUACAACCAAAAAAACUAUCGUCAGCUCGCAGUCAGUCAUAAAUCAGCAUUAUCAACCAUGGAGACUAAGUCUAUCGAUAGUCGGUACAAACACAUUCAAAACCACAGGACAUAGAAUACAGCAUAGAAAAAUGGAAGCGGAAUGAAAGCAUGGAGAAAUAUGGAAAAAUAGGGAAGCAUUAACAGCCACGCAACGAAAGGAAUUACUACAAAUUCAAUACCAAUCAAUUAAAGUAACGUAAAUGAGAAAACGGAUAUCGAAUAAUCAAGAAUGGAAGUCCUGGGACUUCCGGACAGGACACCCAAGCCGGUGGCAAGUAGCGCCUGCCGUCGGCCAGGGGUCACAAGGUCACAAGUCACAAGGGAUCGCUUGGAAAAUUAGCGAUCAGCGACCCAUAGAAGUGUUGCCCCAAGGACAAGAUCAAAGUGUGAGGAGAACAGCAAAUGGACAGCACCGGCAACGGAAAACAACAGACGAAACGCACACACACACAGACGACGCCACACAUACGCUUACAGCGACAUCACUCAUACGCCCCGUAGAACACAUCGCACUUUGCUUGUCAUGCAGCGUUAACUAAACCAAACAUCAACAAAGUCGAGACGACGCCAGCGGAAAAUUGCAUUUCUGUAUUAACCCCAAGAGAAUAGAAGAGGAAGAUUCGAAAAUCAGCAUCACUUUCACCGAGGAAGAGCAGGAGUACCAUACAAACGAGAUGCUAAAACAACGCAACAAGACGGGGAAAGAAAAGCCUCCCCGCUUUGAAAAUGCAGCAAAUGAAAGUCAAGAAAAUCGCAAGUGGAAAUCGCAGAGGAGAGUAACAGUUUAAUUAAAUUAAAUUCAAUUCAAUUAAAUUAAAUUACUUAUUACAAUGAUAUCUUGAAGUGUUCAUGUAUUCGAAAGUAGGUUAACUAAGUCAAGCAUACAAGUAAUUCUACAUAUAUGUAUAAUAUAUAUAUUAUAUAUAUACAUAUAUAUAUAUAUAUAUAUAUAAACAAUUUUUUUUUUUAACUCUAAGCAUUUGUAUUACCCGCUAAACAAAUGAACAACAAACCAAAACGAAAAAAAAACUAGAAAAAACAACCAAAAAAAAGCAAACUGAAAACAGAAUUUUUUUGUAUACAGAAAUGAAUGAAAAUUGAAACCCGAAAUGAGCAGAUAGCGAAAUAAUGAUAAAGAAAAUGAAAGAGUAAAACCUAAAACCGAGACGAAACGAACAGAAAAUAUCAGUAAAUAUCAAAGAAAGUUCAGAAAAUACCAUACCGAAAACCGAAACAAAAGAUACAUUUACAUAGUUUAAUUAGAAGAAACUAUAGCGCGCAUCAUUAUAUAACCGAAAAACUGAAAAACCGACCGAACAGAACGUUACUCCCAACUUACAAAGACAAACAGACAGACGGAAACGAAAAUGUUUUAAGCUCACUCACAGUUACACACACUCACAACACAACACACACACACGUAUAUAGCAUGUAAAGCAUAUAUAAAUAUAUAUAAUUAUCAAUCGAUCAUUCAGUAAAGGAGAGCAGCCAACAUUCGCAUCAUAAAACAAUUAACUCCUCUAAUAAUAGAGCAUACUCAACUCUGUCUCUCUCUACGAAAAAUACGCCUAGUACUCAAGCGGUACUCAAUGCGAAAAUAACCCAGGAAAAACGGGCGGCACACUCACGCUUUGUCACAUGAAUCAAGUGUAAACGCAACGAUAAUAACUUUAUAAUACCGCUAGCGAAUUAAGUCCUAAACAAGAGGGUACAGUUCGGGAGUUCGACAAUUCCCCCAGGCAUUGCAGGUGGUCCUACAGUAAACGCCUUCUAUGACAAACAUCGCCCCCUUCGAAAAAUAGUCACCCAUCCACGAGUUCAUCAUCAUGUGCUACAAAUCGUAAUAUCCGUCCAAAAAACCUUUUGAAGCGCACCUCCCGCUCUCUAACUACAAUCUCUCCUUCUUUUUCGGGUCCCGAUCCUUGAUCCAGGGUCCUUCCGACUUCCGCCAUCCGCAACACCCAGUCCCAAGCCCCCAAGAAAUGGACCAAAGAACCAGUUACACAGAUGCCUCAAAAGUUUUUCCCCUCCCCGUCGCAUUUUCCCAUCUCUUGAAGGACGACCAAGAAAAACAAAUACACAGCCAGAAAAAGCCAAGCCAGAGAUGCAAAUCUAACAACAAAUGUCACUGCCAACAAAACCAGUAAUUGUAAAAUCAAGUUUAAAUAGUUAAAGACCAUACAUAUAUGAAUCGAAAUGGGGACCUGAUAUGAAAUGGAAGGUAUUUCCGUAGGGCUAGCACUGCAAUGCCGAAAGUAGUUACAAGAAAGCAAAAGGAAUUAAAACCCGAUGAUUGUUCCUUGUCACAGAAUCAGGAAUUGCCGAUGUGGACCUGCUCAAAACCUCACUCCUUUCGGGAAUUCAUUUCGGAUUUAGAUCACCUAAUUUGAGUGUUUUUUCCGUCUACUCACACUACUCAGCAUACUCAAAGACGCAUUAAAAUUUAGAGGGAGGUGAAAGUGGGUGUAAGGUUGAAGCGAAAAAACAAUAAAUGUAACAAUAAAUGGUAAUAAGUAAUUUUAGCGUAUUUUUUUUUAACAGCUUAUAGCCAACUAAGUGAAGUAAUUGUAAUUCUAGUUCAAACUGAACCAUUUUUGUCUGCGUUUUUUUUUUUGUCGUGGAUUCGUAGGUUAAGCCCCACACACACACUUAUAGCCACACAAAACACAACCACAAACAUGGUAAACGAAAAGCAAAUGUAUAAAUAUCGAGGAUACUUACACUGUAAUUAAGGGGGACGAAUAAGAAGGAAUACCAUACCAAAACGUAAGCAUAUUACAAGGAAAUUGCCAUUAGUCGAUAGUGUUAAAGCGAUACGUAUAUGAUCUACAUGCUAGGCUAACGAAAAGCAAACAAACGAAAGAAAUAAUGGAAGGAAUACUUAGUGUAGCUCAAGAUGGAAUCUCUCGUAUCUCGUAAUUCGUAACUCCAACUAAAAGCAAUUGUAAAAUAUCGUAAUAGAUCUAGGGGCGAUCGAACAAACAAACAAAAGCAAAGCAAACGAACAAUACGCAAGACUUUAUUUUACAAAGUAUUUGCCGCAAUAUUAGGUCGAAGAGUUCGAAUUGUACUAGCUGAAUCUAGAAAAUAAGAAGAACAUUUCAUAGACGCAAUCCUAGAAGCAAUAAGCACACCCGGAAAAGGAAAUUAAAGUUAGAACGGAAACGGAAUCAGGCAGAGCUAACGGUAACAACGAUGACUCUUCACCACGUUUCCCCACCUCCGGUACAAUUCUGUCCACUUCUCACCACACAUCACUGCACUUUUCUUGCUCUGUCUCUCUUACACCCUUUUUGCAUCUCUUUUCCACUGAAAGAAUAUGUUAACUAUUCUUUCACUAAGUAGCCUGUUUCCUCUUGAAGAAAAAACAACAAAAUGCACGCAUGCCAAAUAUCAGUUUUAUCAGUGCAUUUCACAUUUAUGGAGAACGUAAGUUUCAAGUGUGGGCAUUUGUGCUUACACGUUUUACAAACAUCUCAACAUGUGAUAGUGGAGACAGGCUCUACUUCGUAUAUCCCAUUUAAGAGAAUCUGAAUCCGUAAGAAUAAUUCAAAAUUCUGUUGAAAUCAUCCUUUUUUUCAAGUGAUUAAUGUUUGUGUUCGUUUGUUAAUUUGUUUGUCUGUUUGUUUGUUCCCGGUCUGAAAUUGGUUUCUGCCAUAUUAUUUGUGUAUAGUAAUUAUGUUUUUUUUGGUGGCUAAGAUAAGGUUUUAGUUCUGUAACUUCUACCAUACUUUCUCACUCAUUUGUUCAUACGUGCAAUAAAAAAGAGACUUGUAUACAUAUCAUUGUUUUUUUGGUUUUAUUUUGGGGCUACAUUUCAGAUUCUCCACCCACCUGUUCCUCUCUUCCCUUCUCACCCCUCUGCUCUUAUCCCCUUCACUAUCUAUCUGUCUCUUUCUUAGCACCCGCUCAAUUUAAAGCGACGAAGAAAGUCAAUUUCUCACGGCUCAAAAACGCAAUAAAAACUGAACCUUGAAAUCUAACGAACUAAAGCAACAAUUAGUGAAGCAUAUUGGUGAAAUACUCGUAACUUAUAUUUUAAAUCGAAUUAGUGAGUGAUUAGCGCAACGGUAACGAUAAAAAAAUCAAUUUAGUUGAAUUCCGUAGCAGAAUCGAAUCGAAUAGUGAGAACUUUUUAUUAGGAAGCGAAAGCGUUUUUUAAUUGUAUAUUAAUCGAAUCAAAAUUGUAAAGAUCAAAUAAAAAAUAACGAAUAUUGCAUACAAAUUGAAACUGCCAAUUCACAUUCUCAGACAAAUUUUUACGAAGCUAAAGCUAAAACCAAAACCAAAACUUAAGAACAUCCAAUUAAUAGCACUAAGCGAAAAUAUACAAAAUUGCUGAAAAUUACCGAAAAGCGAAACCAAGCUGAAGAAUCGCAAAAUCGAACUCGUAUCUAGAUCAUUUAACUAGGCCCACGACUUUAACCCUCCUUCGUUUCGGUAUCUCCCGAUUCUCGAUUUCGAUAGCCAAUAUAUCCGAUGGUCGUCACUUGAUUAACCAUAUCGGAUUGCGGUUCAGGAUUACUUUAGGCACUUAGCGUAUAUAUAAAUUUGUGUGUGUGUGAACAAAUAGCAGACAAUAAUUAGUGAGGGAACUUUUUAGGCGAGAUCGAAGGACCAGGACUGAAAUGACGAGGGAAAAUAAGUUUUCCUGGACUAAGUGGGCGUGGCUUUCACAAGCAGCUAAUUUAUUGUCUUCCAGCAUAGCGUACAUAUUUCACUAUUUUAGUCAAGAUACUUUGUUUCCCCAACUGGAAUAACGUUGCAGCUUAAAUGUGAUUCAAUUCUGAUUUUUAAUCGUUUUUCGUUUUUGUCAAAGUUUUCUAUACUAUUGGCCACGCCCCAAGAUCUCAAAGGCUUGAAAAUGAUAGAAAGAGAUUUAUUUCGUUGGUGGCCCAGAGUUCAGCAGCAAAAUUAGCGAUCCGCAUUUGAUGGAGUGUAUAGGAAAACUGCCUUAAAGAUUUUCUAGUGAGACCGAUCGAUAAGCCAGCAAACCGUGUAUAUAUUUAUUACAUAGAGGCCGAGUCGGUGAGAAUUUUUUUUACUAAAUACAAUUUACGAGUAAGCAUAACUUUUAACACAAAUCAACACGAUCUGUACAUAGCCGACAUACAAACAUACAAAAAACACCCUGCAUAUAUAUAUUAAUAUGUAUACAAACAAGCAUAUACAUACCUAUAUAUAAAGUGUUUUACAACAACGUGGAUUAGUUGGUAACCGUAGAGCGAGACAUUCUUAGCAAAAUUACACCUAAGUUUUCCAGAUUCAGAUGACUUUUUAACCAGACAAAGGUAGACAAAUUGUGAAAUUAUUAAAUUAUGUAGAAAAGCAGUCAGAGUAAUAAACUAUUUGUAUUUCAACUUGUUUUCCAGGAGAUCCUAAGUUUAGUAAAACGUAAUAUAAUGUAAAUGAUAAAACGAAACGAACGUAUGUAAAAUAAUUGCAUAAAUAAUUUCAAAUAUAUUCGCCGAUUGCCUUCAACUAGAGGAAUUUUGAUUACACUUAAUAACGAAUACUAAAUAUUUAAUAAUAAUUGAAUAAUGCAUUGAAUAUUUAUACAAAAUAAAAGGCAAAAGCAACUAUUAAUAUAUGGAAUUGUGGGUAGAAGAGGUCGAGAAGAAAGACGCAGAAGGUCAGGCGCAUACAGAAAAGAACAAAUCUACACAAAAAUGAAAUUCAAAAAGAACUGAAGUAAAAACAAAGAUUUUAAAGCAGUAACAAAUGGCAAACAAAAGAGAACAAACGAAAAAAUAAAAAAAUCAAGAUAAAGCAUUCAUAUUUGUACACUAAAGAUCCGUUAAGGACUACGCAACUUAUACACGCAAUAUUAGACUAAACCGACUUCGAUAACCAAUAACCGAUAGAUUUCCCCCAGCCCCCAGCACAGAAGAAAUGAGAGGGUUUCCGAAAAAAUCCCCAUCUUCAGCUGCAUAAAUUUGAUUAAUAUUUUUUUUUUAACUAGAGACACUCGCACAUAUCCAAUGAAAGACGUCGAUUACUUUCCAUUCCCAUUACUAUCGAAAGACCACCACCCCUAGAUACGCACACCCCCAAGAAUCUAAUACGAAAACGAAAUCGAUGGCUGAAUCGAGAUCACAACCACAAUUACGAUAACUAUUACAAUGGCCACCAUAACCACAGAUGCACAACCACUGGAGCGAAGGACAUGCGAAUUAAGAAGACGGAUGUAGAAGCUGAAAGGAGUAGAUCGAAUCUAGUGAAUACUUUAAGGCGUUAAGCGUACUUCUAGUUUGUAUCUCUUAUAUACACGCAGAUAUAUCUAGGUAUAUGGACAUAGCAUAAUUAUACAGAUAUACAGACCUAUGAAUAACUCAGAUAACGCAUACAACUAGCCAGUGGAUCGAUGUCGAGUGUAAGUCGCUGAAUAUCGAUAGUAAUCGAUCCAAAUCGAUAGAGAUUUAGUAGAUCCAAUCUUUUUUUUGUACUUGUACUUGUAUGCUAACGGUAAAGGUAAUGGUAAACGGUAACGAUAAACGGUAAUGGACAUUUAACUAGUUAUAACGUGCAGUUAUCGUAAUUUAUGAUUAUCGAUUAUUGAGUCUUGAGUACGAUUAUUACGAACGUUUAAUUUUGUUAAUACGAAAACAAAACGCGAGCAUGGUUAAUAAAGCUUUAAUUUGAAGCUAUAUAGGUAUAUAUAUAUACGCAAAUACAUAUAUAUAUAUACCCACACACUAACACACACCCGACGCAAUACACAGAAAUAGACACAUACAGACAAGGAAACGUCCUCAGUUUAUAAAUUUUCAAAUGAGUGACACGGCAAACUUGAAACGAAACGAACGAAACGAAACACGUAGGCAGUACGGAUUAGGUCUUAAGGCCCCAUAUAAGUAAUAUACAAUUUAAAUUAUUUAAAAAUCAAUUUAUUAUUGAUGGCAAACGGAAGCGAAAGCGGAACGAUGGCGAUAACGAUAGUGAUGAAGAUAACGACAGCGAGAGGGGAGAGCCAGGCAGUAUAGAUCGGAGCCGCGAACAUAUACAUGUGAUCAUAUAUCCGAUAUCCGUCGAUAUAUAUGCACGUCCGAUAUAUGCGCACGUGCCCCGAUCGCCAUACAUAAACACACACAUACAUAUACUAUAUGCAUAAUACCAGUGACAUACAUGCAUAUGUACUACUCAAAUCGAUCCGAUCGGAGGAGGAAAUGAGGAGGCAAAACAAAUCUAUAUACAGUACAUGGCAUACACUUAUAUGAAGCCCCUAUAUUGAGGAUAUAAACGUGAAUUUUUAGCAGACUAAGUAAUAAAUUAUACACUCACAGGCGGUCAUAUUCGAACUACACACACACAAGGGCGGUAUGCAGAUAUAUAUAUACACGAAUAUAUAUAUAUAAUAUAUAUAUAUAUUCUAUACGUCAGCAAAACAAAUACCAAUAAUAAUAAAAUUAUGCAAUAAAGCGAGGAGGAGUGAGUACUAAGCGGAAACGGAAGUGGAGGCGAGGACACCUUACAUUUAAGACACUGAACAAAAAAUCGACUUGUAAAUAACACGCAUACACACAGCCAACACACAGGCAGACCGCAGACAGUCACAUCAGUAUACAUACACCCACUCACACAUACCCACAUACACACAUUUUACGAUUAGUUAAUUUUACAAACUAAAAUUAUUGCAGCAGGCGCAUUACAUAAAAUGAAAUACAACUAAAACGCGGCAAAGAAGAAGAACGAAGAAAUAAAACCAAAAAUCAUAUGCAUUAAAAGUAAAGUAAAGGCAAAGACAAACAAAGGCAGAGGCAAAGGCAAAAGCAAAUGAAAAAGCAAAGCGAAAGAGCCCAGUCGGAAGAAAGGGGCGGGUGGUACUCUCUCCCCGAGCAACUUCCCGCCCUCGUUACUUCCAACAAAAAACAAACGGCCAGAGACGUUGAUGGGAAUUAAUAAUUACCAAGUAAAAUUAUAAAAUAUUAUUAUAUAAAUUAUUAUAAUUAUAAAUUAUUAUUAAAGCAAGCAACAAACGUAAAAAACAAAAACAGACAAGAUUAAAAAUACGAAACGAAAAAAAACGAAAAACACAAAAAAAAUCAAACAAAACCAAACAUAAACCAAAAACACAAUAUUAUAAUGCGAUAAUUGAGUAAUCAACAAAACGAAUUGACAACGUUGUAUGAUUUUGAUCAGAAAGUAAUAAAAACAAUUUUCGAUUUGUUACGAAAUAUACAUAAAUA